AUGAUUUCAACCAGUUUUACCGAGAUCCUAUCCAUCUUAUUCGUGUGUCUCAUUAUUUAUGUUUCCCAUUACUACUACAAAUACUUCACUCGUGAAAAUCCUCUACCCGGACCAAUCCCUCUUCCCUUAAUUGGCAAUCUUUUUCAGAUUUGUUCUGAUACUGCUGUGUGGCCAAGCAAACUUCAAGAGAAAUAUGGCGACUUCUAUGAAGUUUACGUUGGCUCUCGACGAUUGAUUUGGCUUUGCAGUGAAGACUUAAUCCAAAAAAUAAUGAAACCAACCAUUAAUGGUAACUUCCAUAACCUAGUGAGUGCAGAUAAUGAUGGCCUUGAAGAAAUUGGAUUAUUGGAUUCGGGAGUCGUUUACAACCUAAAUUAUAAAAACUGGGAAUAUCAUCGAAGGUUCUAUGCAAGAACGAUAGCGAAACCGUUGUUUUUGAUUCAAACACUCAGCAUCAUUCAGGAGGAAUUUAAAGAGAUGGAAAACUAUUGGGAAAAUCUUGGAGAAGACACUGUGCUAGACCUCUCCCAUUGGAUGAAACGAUACUUUACGGACACCCUAUUUCUUAUAGCAGCUAAUAAGCAAGCACGUUCAUUAGCAAGCUAUUAUGGAAGUCUGUCCGGUAAAAGGAAUGAGUGUACAUCUGAAAGUAUUUUGAAAGAAAGCGAUACUUUUCUAGAGGCUGUUGAUGGUUUUGCCAUGUGCCUUAUAUAUUUUCUAUUAUUUCCAAAGAUAGUUAGAAACUUUCCCGGAAUUAAGAGUUAUACUCAAAGAUUAAAGAACCAGCUAAAUUGGUUUAGGAAUAGCACCCUUAACAUAAUCAAGGAGAGACGAGAAGAGAUUGAAAGGACACCUGAAGACCAACAGCUGACUUAUGAUAUUUUAACAAUGUUUAUAACAAUAAAUACACCGCGUGACAUUACCGAAAAAAUUGCCGAUAAUUUACAUGAUAAGCCAAUGUCUGAUGAAGAAAUUUGUGGGAACUUUAUAGAGACCAUAACUGGUGGAAUCGAUACGUCAUCGAAUUCAAUCUGUUUCAUAAUUCAUUACCUAUCACACUAUCCUAAUGUCAAAGGACGACUGAUGGAAGAGUUUGACAGAGUCUUGGGGAAAGAUCCUAACUAUAAAAUUACGUAUGAUGACAUAGGGAAACUUGAAUAUUGCGAGGCAGUAAUCAGCGAAUGUUCACGGAUAUUUUCUGUCCUCCCCAUAUUAUUCAAAAACAAUGCCAAUCCGGACGAGAUUGGAGGCUUGACAUUUCCUGCCAACACACAAUUCUACAUUAAUUUUCAAGGCAUUCACAAACACAAGUCUUUGUGGGAAAACCCAGAAGAAUUUAAUCCAGAAAGGUUCAUGGAUAAGACCAACCCCGAAAGCAAAAAUCCCCUAUACACUUUUGGAGGUCCUGGGAGAAAUUUGGGAAUGAUGGAGUUAAAGGUUACUCUAGCCUUAUUAUACAGAAAGUAUGAUGUCGAACUGGCGGAUAUGAAAGCUCCAAUAAAAUUUCACACAACCGUAGUGAGGACUUGUGACGAGCUAAAAGUUCGAAUUAAGAAAAGAAAGAUAUAA
Acaulospora colombiana is the source of this 1569-nucleotide messenger RNA. NCBI's taxonomy places the organism in Eukaryota, Fungi, Glomeromycota, Glomeromycetes, Diversisporales, Acaulosporaceae. The record is from the annotation of a GenBank genome assembly.